AUUGUUCUGCGCAUUGUUAGGAGAGGAGGGUGUUGCCAGGCGUAGGACGGACCUGUACUGUGCUCCUGCUCUCUCAGUACUCUAUUAUUACUCUAAUAUUCACGUAGUUAUAUAUUAAUUGUUGCAACAAAAUAAUUAGCAUCUAAGGUGGCAUAGUAUCACGGGAGAGGUGUUGACCAUGAAGUUCUCUGAGAAGCUGAUUCAAGAAUUCAUGAAGCCACACUUUGAAAACAACAAGACACGUAUCAAUGCAGAUGCCACCAAGUUGGUUGCAGAGAUAAUGCGGCUGGUAGCAACAGAAGGUGCAACACGAGCAGCGCAUCAGGCCAAGCAGGAGGGAGCAGACAUGGUCACCAUAGAACACCUGGAGAAAAUUCUUGCACAGUUGUUACUGGAUCUAUGAAGUUCGAGAUGGUAUUAGUAAAAUUACUCGUGAAGGUAGGUGUGUUUUCAAAAUCACACGUGUUUGCCUAAGAAUCAUCCAUAGCUGGCUGAUAUUGGAUUUGCAUAGUUGAAACAUGGAAAUGUGCAAUAGCCUAAGCCAUCAGACUGCUAUUAAUCACUGCAAUCUAUUGUUAGGCAACUAGUGUUUGAAUUAAAUGUAGGGACCAAUUUAAACUGGGCAGCAAUUUGUAAUUAAAAUUAAUUUCUGUAGAAGGAGAUGCAUAUCAGUAUGCAGUUUGUACAUCUUUAUAUGAAAUAAUACACUAAACAAAUUACA
Procambarus clarkii (red swamp crayfish) is the source of this 721-nucleotide messenger RNA. RefSeq names its product centromere protein X. The record is from RefSeq and is a predicted model, not a curated record. Gene Ontology annotation, molecular function: protein heterodimerization activity. NCBI's taxonomy places the organism in Eukaryota, Metazoa, Arthropoda, Malacostraca, Decapoda, Cambaridae. Gene Ontology annotation, biological process: kinetochore assembly; resolution of meiotic recombination intermediates; DNA repair. Gene Ontology annotation, cellular component: FANCM-MHF complex; Fanconi anaemia nuclear complex.